AUGGAGGGGAACGCGUCCACAGCCUCUCUCCCCACAGAACAGCUAUCAUUCCCAGACAACUUCACCUAUGGUAACGUCACCAGCACAAGCUACUUUCCCUACCCAGGGGAGUUUCGCCAUCUCUCUGAUGGAGAGAAAGCUGGAAAGAUCAUCGCCUACAUGGUUAUUUUUACCAUGGCCAUAGUGGGGAACUGCCUCGUCAUCUACACCGUGGCCGUGAACAAGAAGAUGCGGACCACCACCAACUUCUACCUGACCAACCUCGCCGUGGCUGAUAUCCUGAUUGCCGUGUGCUGCAUGUGGGUGGCGCUCAUCAAAGACCUGACGGACCCGGUCUGGAUAUUUGGAGACUUCAUGUGCCGCUUCAAUACCUUCAUGCAGGGCGUGUCCAUCACCAGCAGUAUCAUCAUGCUGACUGUGAUCGCCAUCGACCGUUUCUACGCCAUCAUCUUCCCGCUGAAGGCCCGAAUCACGGAGACCAACACCGCUGCUGUCAUCUCCACGGUGUGGCUCAUCUCCUGCGCCGUCAACGUGCCGCUGCUCGUCGUGUCCGAGCAGAAGCAGUGGGAGUGGGACGAUGGUGUGCUGGAGGUCUGGUGUGCAGAGAAGUGGGAUCAGCACCAGAAGGCCAUCUACACCUCGGUGUUGUUUGUUGUUCUGUACGCCAUCCCACUGGUGGUGAUGAUGGUGGCCUACUUCCUGCUGGCCCGCAAGCUGUGGCGCACCACUUCGCCAGGCAUCGCCGCCCUCUCCAUCCAACAGCUGCAACUCAAGGCUAAGAAGAAGGUUAUCAAAAUGUUGGUUGUUGUGAUGACGGUGUUCUUCGUGUGCUGGACCCCUUACCAUGUCCUCCAGAUCUGGCUGCAGUUUGGAAUUCUACCCAAGGAGAGCCCGCCAUACUUCAAGCAGCUGCGGUUCGUGGUGCUCCUGCUCGGCUACUCCAACUCCGCCAUGAAUCCCAUCAUCUACGCAGGCGUCAAUGAAAACUUCCGGAAAAGCUUCCGGGAUGCCUACAAGUGCAAGCACUGCCGCCGAAAUCAGGUGCAGCCGGAUGGGCCUGCGGUGUGGCUGGAGCAUCCUCACGACAACAUCGAAACGCACAGCACCCAGGCACCGCAGGAGCUCCGCAUCCAGGGGCACAAUACGGCCCGGGCCUGAGGCAUAUGCAGUUUGGAAGAAAUAUUGCACAUAGAAGUUUAAGUGCAUUUGGUGCCGGGGGUGCACAUAGGCAUUUCAUUUUUUUCAUUUUUCAGUUGUUUCUUAGAUCUUGCUAUGAUACCAAA
Branchiostoma floridae (Florida lancelet) is the source of this 1283-nucleotide messenger RNA. Its product is annotated as QRFP-like peptide receptor. The transcript is spliced from 6 exons. Gene Ontology annotation, biological process: G protein-coupled receptor signaling pathway. Gene Ontology annotation, cellular component: membrane. NCBI's taxonomy places the organism in Eukaryota, Metazoa, Chordata, Leptocardii, Amphioxiformes, Branchiostomatidae. The record is from RefSeq and is a predicted model, not a curated record. The coding region runs from base 1 to 1158 and encodes 385 amino acids. Gene Ontology annotation, molecular function: neuropeptide Y receptor activity.